Molecule: messenger RNA, 585 nt
Organism: Triticum aestivum (bread wheat)
Lineage: Eukaryota; Viridiplantae; Streptophyta; Magnoliopsida; Poales; Poaceae
Product: putative F-box/LRR-repeat protein 22
Exons: 2
Coding region: 37-537 (166 amino acids)
Molecular function (GO): protein binding
Source: RefSeq, a predicted model, not a curated record
UCGUCGUUAACGGCGCCCUGCACGAUCGCGAUCGCGAUGCCGCCGCUGGCGAGGGCAUCACAGCGAAGCCGGUAUUCCAAGAAAAGGGCGCCGUCGGAGAGGGACUGGGCGGAGCUGCACCAGGACCUGAUCUCGUGCAUCCUCCACAGGCUGGACCAGGCCGAGCUCCUGAUCGGCGGCGUGGCAGGCGUGUGCCGUUCAUGGCGCCGCACCACCCGAGAGGAGCCGGAGCUGUGGCGCCGCAUCGACCUGCGCGGCGGCCUGUGGUUCGUCCCACCGUUUCGUCGCGAGUGGAGCCUCGAGACAAUGGUGUGGGAGGCCCUGUGGCUCGGCGCCGGCCAGUGCGAGGCCUUCCUGUGCGAGCGCGUCGACGACCACAUCCUCCUCAUCCUCGCCGAGCGGGUACCCUUGCUAAAGAGCCUUCAUCUCAUUAGCUCAUCUGUCUCCGAUCAAGGAUUUGAAGAGGCGAUCAAGAUGUUACCUCUGCUUGAGGAGCUCGAGAUUUCCCACUGUUCAAGGAUAGAUAGUAUGUGCUGAAAAUAUUAGCACUUUUCCGAUUAGACUUAUCCACGAGUAAACAGUAAG